This is a messenger RNA of Striga asiatica, 822 nucleotides long. The record is from the annotation of a GenBank genome assembly. Lineage: Eukaryota; Viridiplantae; Streptophyta; Magnoliopsida; Lamiales; Orobanchaceae.
AUGGACCAACAAACCAUCGUCCCUCAGCCGACGGGCAGCCGCUACGCCUUCAACGGCGAGAUGCUUCUCAUUGCCGCCAUCAUCACCGUAUUCUUCUUCCUCCUCCUCCUUGUCGCCUUCCACCUUUACGCCCGCUGGUGGCUCCGCCGCGGUGCUUCCCCCGCCGUCUCCCUGAGCGCCCGCGUCGUGGUCGUCGCCGACGACCGCCGCGCCGGCCUCGAUCCGGCCGUCCUGAGCGCGCUCCCCGCUUUCGUCUUCUCCGACGCGCCGCCGCAGGCGGCGGCGGAGGGGCGGCACCUGCUGGAGUGCGCCGUGUGCCUGUCGGAAUUCGAGGAGAAGGAAAUCGUCCGCCUGCUUCCCGGCUGCGGCCACUCUUUCCACAUAGAAUGCAUCGACAUGUGGUUCCACUCCCACGCCACCUGUCCCCUCUGCCGCUCCCCGGUCGAGCCGCCGCCGGUCCCGGCCGAGCCGUACGCGGCCGCGGUGGUGGUGGAGGUGGCUGGGGAGGACGGAUCUGUCGCGUCCGGGAUGUGCGCCGAGUGCCGGCACGGGGAGUGCAGCGGGAGCGACGCCGGCGCGGCGGCGUCCGGCAGGCGGGGGAAGGCGGUGGAUGUGAGGAUAGAGGUGGGGCCGACGAGGCGGGUGGAGAUAGAAAGCGAGUUGACUCAGCGCUCGCCGGUGAGCCGGCUGCUGUCCUUCAAGAGAUUGCUUAGCGUAGGAAAGAGAUCUCCGCGGGCGGAGAGCAGCAGCGGCUGUGGGGCCGCCGAGUUGGAUUUGGAGGGUGGACUCGGUGAGUCGUCCCGAGUUCAAACGCCGAAGUGA